AUGGCGAAUCUCGCUAAUACCAUGGAAGUGAAUGUUACUGCGACUCUGCAAGCUGUGCAGAGGUUAGGCCAACUGGCGGGGAAUGGCAAUGGGAACGGAGAAGGAAAUGCCAAUGAUAAUGCUGAGAGAAAUGGCAAUAACACGGGAGUAGUUCCGAUGACCUUGGCAACGUUCCUGAAGGUUCAUCCGCCAACUUUUCGAGGGUUCACAAAUCCUGUUGAAGCGGACCACUGGUUCCAGGCUAUGGAGUGUGCUUUACAGGCACAGCAUGUUCCUCUUAAUCAAUAUGUAGUGUUUGCCGCUUAUCAGCUUGCGGAAGAGGCCCAGCCCUGGUGGCAAGCUGAGUGUCGUUUGCUACAGCUUCAGAACGCCGACAUUCCAUGGGAGGUAUUCCAAACGGCUUUCUACAAGAAAUACUUCCCUGAGUCUGCAAGGAAAGCGAAGGAGAUGGAGCUAAUGCAGCUAAAGUAA
Molecule: messenger RNA, 471 nt
Organism: Arachis ipaensis
Lineage: Eukaryota; Viridiplantae; Streptophyta; Magnoliopsida; Fabales; Fabaceae
Source: RefSeq, a predicted model, not a curated record